GCGAAAAUCGCGAUCCCAACGCCGCGAACUGUUCGAUAGUAUAAAAGGCCCUCCAAAGUCGGGGAAUCCUUCGCAACAAAAUUUCGACGUAACAGAGAGGGAGAAGCGCGAGCAGUUCUACCAGCAUCUUGCCGCAGCCGUGGAAUGCAGCAGAGAGGUAGAGCAAACAACCGAAGAUCCAGGAGCUUUUCCAGAUGCCGCCUCGCCGUUGAGGGUUCUUAGGCUUCGUUUAUAUCUCUAUCUUCCUCCUCUUCCUCACUCUCGCAUUCUUCUUUCUCGGUUCUAAUCGGCGGCAAUGGCUUCUCCUAACAAUGCCGGAGAGGAGCGCGAGGUGCAGAAGAACUACUGGAUGGAGCACUCUGCGGAUUUGACUGUGGAGGCUAUGAUGCUUGACUCCCAAGCCUCUGAUCUUGACAAAGAAGAGCGACCUGAAGUUCUUUCUCUGCUUCCUGAUUAUGAUGGCAAAACCGUAUUGGAACUUGGAGCAGGAAUCGGCCGUUUUACUGGCGAAUUAGCGCUGAAGGCUGGCCAUGUUAUUGCUCUAGACUUCAUAGAGAAUGCAAUAAAGAAGAAUGAAAGCAUCAACAGCCACCACAAGAACGUCAAGUUCAUUUGUGCCGAUGUGACAUCGCCAGAGCUACUCAUUUCUGAUGAGUCAAUAGAUUUGAUAUUCUCAAAUUGGCUGCUCAUGUAUUUAUCUGAUAAAGAGGUGGAGAAUUUGGCUGGAAGGAUAAUGAAAUGGUUGAAGGUUGGUGGAUAUAUAUUCUUCAGAGAGUCAUGUUUUCACCAGUCUGGAGACUCUAAGCGCAAAUACAACCCAACGCAUUAUAGGGAACCCAGGUUUUAUACAAAGAUUUUUAAAGAAUGCCAAAUGCGCGAUGAGUGUGGAAACUCCUAUGAACUCUCUCUUAUAAGCUCCAAAUGUAUUGGUGCUUAUGUACGAGCUAAGAAGAACCAAAACCAGAUUUGCUGGGUAUGGCAGAAAGUCCACUCACAGGAAGACAAGGGAUUCCAGAGAUUUUUAGAUAAUGUCCAAUAUAAAUGUAAUGGCAUACUGCGUUACGAGCGUGUAUUUGGUCAAGGUUUUGUCAGUACAGGAGGAAUAGAGACCACCAAAGAAUUCGUUGCAAAGCUAGAACUGAAGCCUGGUCAAAAAGUUCUAGACGUUGGUUGUGGCAUUGGGGGUGGUGACUUUUAUAUGGCAGAGAACUUUGAUGUCGAGGUUGUUGGCAUUGAUCUCUCCAUCAACAUGAUUUCUUUUGCUCUCGAGGCGGCCAUUGGACGCAAAUGCCCUGUUGAAUUCGAGGUUGCUGAUUGUACCAAGAAAACAUAUCCAGAAAAUACCUUUGAUGUGAUAUACAGCCGGGACACAAUAUUACACAUUCAAGAUAAACCUGCGCUGUUUAAAACCUUUUACAAGUGGUUGAAGCCAGGAGGUAAGGUUCUUAUCAGUGAUUAUUGCAGAAGUGACAGUACUCCGACAGAAGAGUUUGCUGAGUAUAUCAAGCAGAGAGGAUAUGAUCUUCAUGAUGUAAAGGCAUAUGGUCAGAUGCUGCGAGAUGCUGGCUUUGACGAGGUCAUUGCAGAGGAUCGCACUGAUCAGUUCAUCAGAGUUUUGCAACGUGAAUUGAGUACUAUAGAAAAAGAGAAGGAAGAGUUCAUUCAGGACUUUUCUGCGGAGGACUACAACGAAAUAGUAGAUGGUUGGAAAGCAAAACUAGUCCGGAGCUCCAGUGGUGAGCAAAGAUGGGGACUCUUCAUUGCCAAGAAAAAGUGAUUAUAAUUUAUGCUAUAUUUCAGUUUGUUGUUCCUUAUUUGAAGUCAUUAUUUGCUCUCUCUCAAGUCUUAAGUACCUCGUUCAUUUGACAGAACAAUCUCCUUUUAUAAUAAUAAAACCGUUUAGUUUUGAAAA
This is a messenger RNA of Momordica charantia (bitter melon), 1912 nucleotides long. RefSeq names its product phosphoethanolamine N-methyltransferase 2. NCBI's taxonomy places the organism in Eukaryota, Viridiplantae, Streptophyta, Magnoliopsida, Cucurbitales, Cucurbitaceae. The record is from RefSeq and is a predicted model, not a curated record. Gene Ontology annotation, biological process: phosphatidylcholine biosynthetic process. Gene Ontology annotation, molecular function: phosphoethanolamine N-methyltransferase activity.